GUAACUCGUUGGAAGUCAGUCUCUGGAACUCAUAGGAAACAAGUAGUAUACUUUUUGUACUUUAGUGGAGGUUGCCUCAAAGACAACUGGAGGUCUAAUUUGGUCUUUUUUAUAUAUUAUAUUUAUAUAUAUUUCUUUUAUUUUAUUUUGGAGGCUUUUAAUAAUCGUUUCAGUUGACUUUAUUUACCUUUUCCGAUCAUGACGUCAGUCGGCGAGCCUUUAGAAAUAAACAGCCCGGAGUUGGUUCACCUCCUCAGGGAGCGCACCUCCGCCGGCUGCGUGGUCCUGGACUGCAGACCCUUCCUGGACUUCUCCCUGGCGCACGUCAGCGAGUCCCGGAACGUUAACUGGAACUCGGUGCUGCGGCGCAGGUCCAAGGGCGCCGAGGUGGUUCUGGACUGGCUGAUCCCAGACAAGACGCUGCUGGGCCGGAUGCGGCGUGGUGGGGAGUUGAGCCGGUCGCAGCCGGUGGUCGUGGUGGUGGUGGAUGAGAGCAGCCGCUCCGUGGGAGAGCUCAAGGCGGAGAGCGUGGCCCAAAUGUUGCUCACGGCCCUGCGAAACGAAGUCCGCACGCAACUUUGCUUCCUGAAAGGUGGAUUUGAGGGAUUUUCAGAGGCCUACCCAGAGCUCUGCUUUAGCAAAACGCUCUCUGCAGUGGAAUCGGAGCCACCAGUCAGCUCAGGCCGGAAGACACCAGCAUACGAUCAGGACGGCCCUGUAGAACUGUUGCCUUUCCUAUUUUUGGGCAGCGCCGUCCACUCGUCCCGCCGGGAGACCCUCACGUCAGCCGGCAUCACAGCCGUGCUCAACGUGUCCUCAUGCCCCAACUUCUUCGAGGGGGAGCUCCAGUACCUGCGCCUCACCGUGGAGGACACCCUGGCCGCAGACAUCCGAGCCUGCUUCUCCACGGCCAUCGCCUUUAUCGAUGCUGUGAAGCUGGGCGGGGGCCGGGUGCUGGUGCACUGCCAGGCGGGGAUCUCUCGCUCGGCCACCAUCUGCUUGGCCUACCUCAUGCGCACCCGGCGGGUUCGGCUGGACGAGGCCUUCGAGUUCGUGAAGCAGCGGCGUCAGGUCAUCUCCCCCAACCUGGGUUUCAUGGGACAGCUGCUGCAGUUUGAAACAGACGUGAUGUGUCAGGGCUGACACAAUCAAAUCACGUGUACGAGGCCCAGGACUGGUGUCACAGGUGGGGUGAAUAGGGAGCUUUCUCCAGCAAAGCGAUGGCCUUCUUGGCCAGGAACUGUGGGAUGCUCAGGGUAUGGUGAAGGAGCCACUUGCAACGCUCACCUUUUCGCAUGCACUGAGCGAAACAAAUGCCGCAAAUAUCUCUGUCAACGUGCUUUCGUGAAAACCAGUCCCAGAACCUUUCAGACACACCUCAUAUAAUUUUGUACACUUUGGUAUUAGAGCAAGUAACAUGCGGUGAUGCUGGCAUCACUGCACACUAUUGUGAGACAACACUGUUUUGGCAAAGGCCCAUGUUAAUAACCAUUUUUAUUUAUUUCUACUGUAUAUGAUGGGACAGUUUGUUGAUAUGCAUGUCAGAAAAUGCACUUUAUACAUACAGAAAAAUUCCAGCUGAUCUUUUUUUUUG
Messenger RNA from Phyllopteryx taeniolatus (common seadragon), 1594 nucleotides. It is a transcript of the gene dusp2, whose product is annotated as dual specificity phosphatase 2. Gene Ontology annotation, biological process: protein dephosphorylation; endoderm formation; negative regulation of MAPK cascade. The coding region runs from base 199 to 1143 and encodes 314 amino acids. Gene Ontology annotation, molecular function: protein tyrosine/threonine phosphatase activity; MAP kinase tyrosine/serine/threonine phosphatase activity. The record is from RefSeq and is a predicted model, not a curated record. Gene Ontology annotation, cellular component: nucleus; cytoplasm. NCBI's taxonomy places the organism in Eukaryota, Metazoa, Chordata, Actinopteri, Syngnathiformes, Syngnathidae. The transcript is spliced from 4 exons.